Messenger RNA from Dermacentor silvarum, 1312 nucleotides. RefSeq names its product non-structural maintenance of chromosomes element 4 homolog A. Gene Ontology annotation, biological process: DNA repair. The transcript is spliced from 2 exons. The coding region runs from base 338 to 1219 and encodes 293 amino acids. Gene Ontology annotation, cellular component: Smc5-Smc6 complex; nucleus. The record is from RefSeq and is a predicted model, not a curated record. NCBI's taxonomy places the organism in Eukaryota, Metazoa, Arthropoda, Arachnida, Ixodida, Ixodidae.
AAACCAUCAUAGAGAAAGAAAUGCGAGAAGUUUGUAUGGGUGUUCUGUGUCGUGGUUCUGUGAUGCAACUAUGAAACCACAGUGAACAAACGCAGAACAAACGCAACGUUUCGUUGAACCAAGUUGAACGCGGGAACUUCAUACUAUUCUACGCCCAUGCUACGCCUGCAGCCUUGCGUCCUGCGUCGCCACACAGCCGAAACGCGCAGCGCGCUAGAAAGCUAAAACGUCGCAAGUACCGUCACCCCCAGUGCUAGAGUGCUAGAACUUCUACGCCUGCAGCCGAUUUUUUUUUUUUUCACACGCGUAGCGCGCCAGAACACACUCUCGAACGACCAUGUCGCAGUCCUCGGACGCCGGCGCGUCUGAGUCGCAGGAGAGUUCAGAUACCAUGAUGGGACGCCAUCUCCGGCACGCUUACCGCACUGGCAUUGAUCAGGUGGAUGAGGCAGAGAAUCGGCCUUAUGAGACUCUGCAGGUGGCACAAGGGCUAUUUGGAGACGUAGCUCGCACGCCUGAGGCCGUGCUGGACUCUGUCCUGGUUAGUUUGGCGGCAUCCAAGGGACGUCAGCUGGCCACCGCGCUGCAAGUGAACCAACAGUGCAAGUUCGACCCGGAGGUGUUCGCAGUGCGGGUCCGCGACUUCGUGUCGGAACCGUCGCAGACCGAUCCGCUGACGGAGAAGGCGUGGGCGGAGCUUGGGAAGCUUGCUCAAGGAACCGUAAAGACGAGCCAACCCUUCUGGUACUUGUACGGCUCGGCAGGCGAUGCGCCGGCCAAGACGAGGCAGGCGCCAGUCAGGCGCACGGUGCAAGACGCUCCGGACAGGGCGCCGACCGUCCCUAAGCAGGUGCGCUCCGUGGAGCAGACGAAUCAAGAGACAACAACUGAACGUGUCGGUGUGAUCCACCAGCUUCUGAGAGACUUGUACGAGCAGUUUGGACACCCUCUACCAUAUAUUGAAUUCAUACUCCACCCGCAGUCAUUCGGCAAGACGUGUGAAAAUAUAUUUCACCUGUCUUUCCUAAUCAACGAGGGCCACGCCCGCAUAAAGUGCGAUGAGAGCAACCUACUGGUGGUGGAGCCCGUGUUUGGGAACACGAGCGCCGAGCGUGAGGCCAACAAAAAUGGGGUCUUCGUAAUGACCUUGAACUUUGUCCAGUGGCAAGAUGCAGUCAAAACUUUGGGUGUCAUGCAGCCCGUAAUCCCAGAUUUGUAGUAUUUGUUGGAUGCCUGGGUUGGAAACAACUCAUUUAUUAAUAAAAAAUUUGCAGCUCACAAAGUCCGAUGCAUGACGGACCGGCUCACAGCC